This is a messenger RNA of Cladocopium goreaui, 8655 nucleotides long. The record is from the annotation of a GenBank genome assembly. NCBI's taxonomy places the organism in Eukaryota, Dinophyceae, Suessiales, Symbiodiniaceae.
AUGCUUUCACGAUCGAGCCUUCUGACCCAGGGCGCAUGGAUUUCGCCCCUGGCUUUCUGCCUCACCUUUCUUCUCAUUGGGCCCGCUCCGUCCACAUUUGCCGCCCCGCAAUCGGUCGGAGAAUCGCAAGAACAGCGGAACCUCUUCAUCAAGCGCAACGAGCUAUACAAACGGGCUCAAGCAGCGGUUGAUAGUGAGAAUUACAAGGAAGCACGAGAACUCCUGAACCAAACGCUCGAGAUCACCCGACAGAUCCGCCCUGCAGGGCACAACGACAUCAUUCACCUACUCGAAUCGCUGGCGCUGGCCUAUGUGAAGUUAGACGACAUGCCGGCCGCCAUUACGACCUGCCGUGAGAUAGUCGACAUCAAAAAGAAGGACCUCAAAGAAGGUUCAUGGCAGUAUUUCGAUCUCUUAUGGACCGUGCGGCACAUGGAGAUCAUGGCUUCGCUAACCCCCGAACAGCGCGAUGAACUCUUUCGAGCUGAACAGCUCGCCCAGGAAGCCCGAAAUGCCCUGGCAAGGGGCGACUCGGCAACCGGCGAAAAGAGAAUGCUGGAGAUCCUGGAGAUUCGCAAGUCGAUCAUCACGGUCCCUCACCCAUUAAUCUUCACCGCAUUGACCGACCUGGGAAGUUUCUAUUUGGAACGCGGUGAAACCGAAAAGGCCACCGAGCGAUUCCGAGAAGCAGUCGCACUCGGCGAAGCUCACUACAACAAAGAACAAUGUCCCGAUGGGCAUGUUCACCUUGCCACCGCAUAUGUGUUCUUAGGUCGCGCCCUGGCUGCUCAGGGAAAUCUGGCUAAAGGACGAGAGUUGCUCGAAUACGCGCUAAAGAUGCGAGAAAAGCUCUUCCCAAGAGAUGAGUUCCCCAAUGGCCACCUGCACAUGGCAACCAAUCUGGGAGCACUGUCAGGCGUCGCCGAGGAACAAGGAGACCUCGCCGCGGCAAGAACCUACCUCGAACGUUCGGCCGACGCCUACAUUCAGCUUUACCCGGAGGACGAGUAUCCAGAUAGUCACGAAUUUGUUAUUUCGGCACUAAACUCGAUCGGGACCUUUCUCACCAACCACGGAGAGACCGAAGCUGCAAAGCCGUAUUAUGAGCGAGCCCUUGAGUUGAGUGAAAAGCUCUUCACCAGAAUAAAAUUCCCCCAGGGUCACGUUCACUAUGCCGAUGCUCUGUUCGGGCUGGCAAGAAUUCUUUACGAGAAAAACAAUUUCGUGGAGGUGGAGCCGCUGCUGAGACAGGCCGUGCCUAUGUACCUAAACCAUUCGCCACAAGGGAGCAGAAACCUGUUCCUAGCUCUCGAUUACUUAGCAAAUUCUCUUUUUGAGCAGUCGCGGUAUCAAGAAGCUGGGAAAUACUUCGAAAAUGCCAUGGCCGUUGCCGAGCGGAUAUAUCCGGAAACUCAAUUUCCUCAAGGCCAUCCGAACAAGAUCCAAGUUCUGCGUCGACUUGCAGACGUUCAAUCGCAGUUGGGCAACCAGGCUGCGGCAAACCAAUUCAUCGAACGCGCUUCAGCCAUGACAAAUCAGCUGUACCCAGAAGAGGAGUUUCCUGGGGGACACCUCGAGAUGGCAAAUAUUUCCACCGAUCAAGCAUUGCAGUUAAUGGAUAGCGAACCCGAGAAAGCCAAGCAACUCCUCGAGCAGUCCUUGGCCAUCCUCGAAAAAAACUAUCCCCGAGAAGAGUUUCCAGACGGGCACCACCAAGUUGCAGCCGCCUAUUUCUACCUGGCCCUUGCCCAUCAGACACUUGGCGAUGACGAGGGCACUUUAGCUUACAGUCGUCGGGCCGAGGCCAUGCUAGAAAAGCUCUACCCUGCGGACAAAUUCCCCCAGGGAAAUGCUCUCCUGGCCUCGGUUUAUAGCAACAUCGCUAGCGUCUUCAGCAGUCGGGAAGAUCAUGAAACUGCCCUCGACUAUUACACCCGCGGGUACGAAAUGCGCACGCGGCUCUACCCCCAGGAGAUGUAUCCCGAUGGCCACUCCGAAACAGCCAAGAGCUUGAGCAACCUCGGCCGCGAAUACGAAUUCCAAGAAAAUUACUCCGAAGCGACCGCAUACUUCAAACAGGCCCUCACAGCCUGGGACAAUCUCUACCCAAUCGAGCAAUAUCCCAAGGGAAACGAACGCCUGGCCCUGGCUCUGCGAGAUAUGGGCCGUGUCUUUCUCAAGACGAACGACUUGGUCUCGGCGCUGCCCUUCCUAAAACGGGGCUUGGUCAUGUUCCAACGCCUAUACCCCCAAAACGAGUACCCGCACGGCCAUUACAAUUUGGCAGAGAGCUUCAAUCUGGUGGGAGAAACCCUCCGAUUGCUCGGUCAGCAGGAAGAAGCCCGCGAUCACUUUCAACAAGCCGUAGCGAUACUCGAUUCCCUGCACCCCGAGGGAGGCUACUUAUACGACGCACUAGUCAUCAGAAACCUGGGCCUGAGCGAAUUUCAUCUCGGCAACCUGCCUGCGGCAGGCCAACACCUCGCAAGAGCGGCCCGCGUUUACGAAGCACAGCUUUCCCCAGACAAAAACCCUCAUGGCAGCAUCGAUUUGGCGGACUGCCUGUUCGACCUUGGGCUGCUUCGCGAGCGAGAAGGCAACUUGUCGGAAGCCCUGGUAGUAAUCGAUCGCGCAACUGCCAUGUACGACGCCUUGCUUUCUGAACCAACCGUCACCCAAGCCGGAACACUUUUGGCACUCAUCAGAGUUUCGACCGCACUGGGGGAUAUUAGCCAAACCGAGGAACGACUAGCAAAAGUCGAUGCAAUGCUGGAAGCCUUAUUCCCCUCAGAGGAGUUCCCACAGGGGCACGAAGAAAUCGCCAAGCACAUCGACCGCUGGGGAGAACUGUUUGCGAACCGAGGAGAUCAUGAAGCCGCCGAAGAACAGCAUGCCCGGGCGCUGGACAUGCGGCAAGCACUAUAUCCCGCGGAGGAAUUCCCCAAGGGCCACGACGAACUGGUCACUAGUUUCCUCCACCUGGGUACCGCACUGCAUAAGCAAGGCAAUUUUGCGGAAUCCAUAGAUUACUUUCAACAAAUUGUCGACAUGCACGAACAACUCUACCCGUUGGCCACCCACCCCCGGGGCCGAUUGAAUCGGGUACUCGACUUGGUCCGCCUGGGCGACGCCUAUCAAGCCGCAGAGGAGUUUGCGGCCGCAGAAGAUUGCUACCAGCAAGGGCUCGCUCUUUACGAGGAGUUUUACACCCCCGCUCGAUACCCCGACAGCCAUCCCGAUGUUGCCACCGCGUACAAUCGGAUGGGUGACGUUCUCCUCUGGCAGGGAAAGUACAAAGAGGCCCUGGGUUACUACGAACGCUCGGUAAACCUGUGGGAAUUCUUUUGUUCGCCUGAGCGUUAUCCCAAAGGCCAUCCCUAUUUGGCCAUCACCUACAGUCGUAUGGGAUAUUUGUUGCAUGCCCUUGGUCAAGCCGAACGUGCCGAGGGCUAUUACCAGCAAGCGCAGGCGAUGCUUGAGACCAUUUAUUCGCGCGAGCAGUAUCCCGGUGGGCACGCCUACUGGGCCGAAGCCGCUAACAGUCUGGGCCACUGGCAUCAAUCUCAAGCACAUCUGGAAGAAGCCCGCCGUUACUAUGCAAGCGCAUUGAAAAUCUACGAAGGCUUGGCCCAUGGAACAUACGGAAAUGCAAACCAUGCCUGCACGCUGAACAAUCUCGUGCACCUUCAUUUUGCGGCCGGCGAUUACCCCAGCGCUCAACAGUAUGCCCAGGAAUCGUUUGCCAUUUAUCAACGGCUCUAUCCGCCAGAACGAUUACCCCAGGGGCACCACGCGCUCGCACUCUGCUCACGAAACCUGGCCGAGUUAGAAAUUGCCGCCGGAGACCCGAAGGCAGGCUACGCGCAGCUCGUUGAUGCCUUUUGGACGCAAUUCGGUCUGUCACAAGACGUAAUUACUUCCACUCCAGAUCCCACGAUUCGAUCUCGCACGCAAUCGCUGCGUGGUCCGCACGAUGCACUGCUCACGCUCUGCUGGAUCUACCGAAAUGAUGUCCCCACGGCCACCGCCGAUGCCUUACAAGCCGUGGUGGCUCACAAAACAAUCGUCGCAGAUACGGCCCGACGCCUAGGUGUGAGAGAUGGCCUUAAGCAAAACGACCCCCAGUUUGCAGAAACCCUGCGUCACUUCAGGCCUUUGGAUAGGCAACUUCUCGCCCGUGCUACUCCCGUUACCGACGAGUCGGAAGAAGAUCUCUUCGCCCGCCUACAAACGGUGGCCGACGAAAGAAACCAGCUUCACGAGCAGCUAACCGCCCAAGUAGACGCAGCAGCCGGAGCAUCGCCACCCCUGAAGCUCGAUCUCUCGGAACUCAGACAACGGCUGCCUCAGAACUCCGCUGUUGUCGAGUUCGUGCGAAUGACGCCCUACGUGUUCAAGGCCCAUAAGAAUCAGCCCGCCUGGCGAACGCCGCGCUACGUGGCUUUAGUGCUCACUUCUGAGUCUGAGACGCCCCAACUCGUCGACCUGGGACCGGCCCAGCCGCUUGAAGAUGCCAUUGCCGCCGUGACUAAGCAUCUUCAAGAUGCCUCCACAGGGUCGAGCGACGCCGACGAAGCUACCCUGGAGGCCGAUUACCGCGAACUAGCUUCCACACUACAAACGCUGGUGUUUGCCCCACUCGUUUCAACUCUGGGCGAGGCGAAGUUGGUCUUCAUCGCUCCCCACCAAGAUCUCAACCGCAUCAACUUCGAGGCCUUGGUCGACGAGCAGGGGCAAUACCUCAUCGAAAACUACGAUUUUGCUUACUUAUCCAGUAGCCGCGAUCUGCUGCGUCAACCGGAGGAAGCUGCCACCGGAACCGUCGUCUUCUCCGCACCCAAGUUUGGCUUUGGCCAAGACUUGGCCUCAGCGGGGGCCAGAUCAAUCGCCGGCGGGGCUGCUGCCGUUUCUCCACAACCGGAAGCUAGUCCCGAUACGCUGGAUGCGAUCCCAUUGCAGUGGAGUUCAACAGCAACCAGGCUCGAUGAAGUCGCCGUGCUAGAGCAGACCAUCAAGAGUAAUGCCGAGUCGAUCCCGGUCGUCGAACUCAUUAACCAAGACGCAACCGAAGAAGCCUUCACCGCACUCGAGCCAAGCGGCGUCAUUCAUAUCUCGGCCCCAGCCUUUCAACCUGCCGAACCCGACACGACGCUCGACGAACAACCCUUCAUCGAUUGGGACCAGGGCGACAUCUUCCUGCCCAACGACCCGACUGACCGGAAACUCCCUCCAACGAUUGCAGCCCGAAUUUCACCAUCUCGCCAAACGGUCGCUCCGCUCUACAGCUCGGGAAUCGGCCUGGCCGGUGCCGAUCGAGCCACCCUCGCCAACGAUCCGCAACCGCCUUCAACAAACGACGGCCUGCUAACUGCAGAUGAAAUCAGUACGGCACAUCUUCGCAAGACAAAACUAGUGACGCUCCACCUUUGGGACAACGCCCCCACGGCAACAACGUCGAACACUGCAAUCGAAUCAUUACGCUACGCAUUUCUCCAGGCAGGUUCGCGAGCCUUCGUCACAAAUACCCUCGCGAUGCCCGACGAUGUAACCCAAGAAUUUCUGACUGAGUUCUACUCACACAUCUCCGCAGGCACCUCACCUCAACAGGCUUUGAGAGAGGCAAAACUCUCACUUCUUUCCCAACGACGCGACGCAUCACAGGUAUUGCUUGUGUACAUCUUGUUCGCCGCCGACACUGAAGCCUUCUUCGCAAGUCACUGGCCCUUCGUGGUGGGGGUGGGGCUGCUCUUCCUGAGCGUGCAACUAAUCGUCUGCGCCCGCUUCUUCCACCAGGUUCGUGGGUACGAACGACUCCUCAGUCGGCUCACUCGCGACUACGAAUCCGGCGGCACCGGUCGCGGCAAAGACGAGCGCGACGUACGCAACUUCCCCUGGCUCGGCUGGGUCAACCGGAACUUUCCCGCCAAGUCAACCACCCCGGGCAACUUCACCCGCGACGAAGUGCUGCACGAACUCGACUCUCGAGUGGCUGGCAGCGGCGAUUACCUCCUACUGCAACGGAUGGGUGUCGCCGCACCAUUGCUGGGCGUGCUGCUCACCGUGCUGGGGUUCAUUUGGGUCAACCCACCGGAAGAUCAAGAGAUUUCCAUCGGGCAGAUGUUCCAACAGGUGUACCCCUUGGUUGCCGGUGUCGGCACCGGGGCCGCGUUGGCCUUCAUCAAUCAAGGCCUCCUGCACCUCGCAGGGUGGAAGGCCGAACACCUGCGCGUCAUCGCCCGAAACUGGUUCGACACCGUGAUCUGGAGCAACGUGGGUCUCGACACGCAAGCGGCCACCGUGAAAGCCAUCGGGGCGAUGGACCGCAUGUCGGCAACCCUCGCCUUGUCGGCCGAGAAACAACUGAAGAACGCCGCCCGGCUCGAGAAAAGUGCCGCCGCCAUGCAGGCCGCAACGGCCAGCUUCCGCGAAAUGGUCCAAGCCAUGGGCAGCGAAAUGCACGGCCUGCCCGAGACCCUGGCCGGACUGCAGAAAGCCACCGCUGCUUCGGCCGAAGCCCUCGACAAGCUCCUUCCCAUGAGCCGUCGGGCCGUGGCAGGUCUCGAUGUCUCCGUGGCCGCGUUCCGCAGCGCGGUCGAGCAAGACUUCGUAGAAGCCGCCCGCAAGCAUCAUACGUCAAUCGAAAGCCUCACCGAAUCGGUCAACGCCACCACGGCGGGCAGUCACGAAAUGCUCAGCGCAGCCGCCGAACGCUUCCAGACCACCGCUCACGCCAUCAACGCAGCGGCCGACGCGUUGACCUACCGCAUGAACGAACAGGGCAAUCUCUCAACCGAAAUCGUUGCGACGCAACAGACAUUACGCGACGCAGUCUCCCAACUGACCGAUGCCAGCAAUCACUUCCGCUACACGCUCGACUCAACGGUCACUCCCACGCAACAACAGAUGGGCACGGCGGCCUCUUCGUUCGCAGCUUCGGCCGAACAACUUUCAACGUUCAUCCAACAAGGGCUCGAACCGGCCACCGCGCGACUGGCCGAGUUGCACACCACGCUCGGCGAGCUGCAAAACACGGUUCGCAGAAUCCAAGAAUUGAACGGCAGCGAAGGCGAACUCAGCCGGCUGUCUGAGUCGUUAAAGCAGGCCUCGUCCGCCGCCGAAACCAUGGGCGAGCUGCCCGGCCAGCUUCGCGAAGUGAUGGCGGCUUACGCGGCCGACCAUGCGGAAGAAAACCCCGGCCGAGGGUUACUCGCCGGCCUCUUCCGCUCGAAACCCACCAACCACGCCGCCGGCCUGGCGGGCUGGAUCUCUACCAACGACGUCACCCUGUUCACGAUGGUCCUCGUCGUGCUCAUCGCCCUGGCCCUGCACAGCAGCCUGGUGAAGAAGCGUAAGAGCAACGAAGCCUUGGCGAUGGAUCUCUCCAGCACCGCCGCGGAACUCGACAACACCAUCCGCAAACACGAUACGCUGGACGAAGAACUCCGCAAACGCCGGGCCGAACUGGCAGCGCAGGGCGAGUCGCUCGAGCAAACCGAAGAACUGCUCCAGAUCACCCAACGCGAGAAAGAUCAGCUCAACGAAGAUCUCACGGCCACACAAGAGCUGAUCACCUCACUGCAAUCCAGUCUUGAAGGCCUGCAAACUGAAAACACCAACCUCGAAAGCACCAAUGCCGACUACGAGCAACAACUGCAAACCCUCGAGGAACAAAAGACCGAGCUGGCCACCGAACGCGAGUCACUCAACGAGCAAUUGGCCGGCCUAGGCAAGCAACUGCAGCAAAAACUCGACGCCCUCCGCGAUGUCGAAGAACAACGCUCGCAACUCAGGCAGCAGGUCGAGGAAUUGGAUGGCAUCGUUACCGCACUACGAGCCAAAGUCGACACCACCACAGCCGACCUGGCCGCCACCCGCGAGCAAGCCACCCAGCAAGGCGAACAAGCUGCCGCCCGCAUUGCCGAGUUGGAAGGCAUGGCGGAAGCAAAGGGAACUGAAGUCGAAGACUACCUCGCCAAGCUUCGCCGUGCGACCGAAGCCAUCGAGUCGUUGAAGCUCGAAAAGCAGGAGACCGAAGAGCAACUCACCGCCACCGAACUGCGAUACCAACAGCAGCUUCUGAUGGAAACCACCGUGAAUCGCGAGCUGGUCGGCAUCAAAGGCUCGCUCAAGAAGGUGGCCAUUAUCUUCGACGCCUCGGGCAGCAUGAAAGAAGAAACCACGCAGGGCACCGGCGACCGCUGGAGCGAAGCUCAGCAGAUCGCCCAAACCUGGCUGCAACACCUCGAUGUCGACGAGUGCGUGCUCAUCGUCUUCUCGUCCGACGUGCGAACCUUCCCAGAGGAUGGGUCCUUCGCCAACCUAACCGGCGAGACGGAGGAAGAAGUCCGCAAGAACUUGCUCGACAAGCUCGCCCAAGUCGAACCCGAUGGCUGGACCAACACCCUGGGAGCCCUACGCAAGGCCUACACCUACGAGAGCCUCGACUCGAUCAUCCUUUUUUCCGACGGUGCCCCCACGAACCCCAAUCUGGGAACGUUCGAUGCGGAAGUUGCCCGCUCGAUCUACACCCUCUGCAGCGAACACGCAGACAUCCCCAUCAAUACUGUUGGGCUGGGUAACUAUUUCGACCCCGACCUGGCCACAUUCCUCCGCACCGUCGCCCGACUCACGGGUGGAACCUUCCGCGGCCGGUAG